AUGGAAGACGUCGAUUUCAACGAACUGAAGGAGCAACAGCGGCAGUUGAAGCGGACCAUCAACGGUGUAGCGAAGUUCGUUGAAGGCUUCACAAUGGAACGGCACGAAAACCAGAUCGAUGUCCGGUUGGAUAUGUUGGAAGAUGCGAUGCGGAGAUUCUACAACGUCCAGCGUAAGAUGAAGGUGAUCCUCGACGAAGAAGAUCUCGAAACCAAAUCAGAAGCAAAGGAAUCCGAAAGUCAGCGGGAAAAACGUGUGCAAGCCAAAAUAGCCAAGCGUGAGGCUGAUUUUGACGAGGCUGCGUCUCAGGUCGAAGAAGUCUACUGUGCAGCAAAAUCUUCCCUGGUAGCCUUCAAGCGAAAAAGACAAGUGUCAGUCGAAGAGUCAGUUUUGUCAACCAGUUCGGUAAUGUCGCGUGUAAAGCUUCCGGAAAUUCAGCUGCCGAAUUUCAGCGGAAAAAUUCGAGACUGGGUCACCUUCCGCGACAUGUUUCAGAGUCUCAUACACAACAACGGUCAGCUUUCCCCAAUCGACAAAUUCACCUACUUGAGGUCAUCGGUGACGGACGAAGCGCUCCAGGAAAUCGGCUCUAUUGAAAUCACGGCUGCAAACUACCAGGUGGCAUGGAGUUUAUUGGAAAAGCGAUAUGAAAACAAAAAGCUCAUCGUCAAAGCGCAUUUGGACGCGCUUUUUGCAAUCCAGCCUAUUCGUCGGGAGAACAGUGAGUCGUUGAAUCGCCUCAUCGGUGACUUCGACAAGAACCUACAGAUGUUGGACAAGAUUGGGGAAAAUACCAAGAGCUGGUCAACGUUGUUAGCGCACAUGAUCUGCAUGCGUCUGGACCCCGUUACACUUCGGCAGUGGGAAACGCAUCAUAAUUCAAAGGAAGUUCCUACCUACUCCAGCCUGAUGAACUUCCUCCGAGAUCAAUGUUUGGUUUUGCAAUCUCUCGUCGCCAACAGUUCCUCUGAGCCCCAGCUUCCAAGGUUUACGAGUUCACGUGAGCCACAGUAUCGACGGGUAAGAAGAUCGCCUGAGCCAGAGUAUCGACGGUUUAGAAGCACGACUACAUAUCUCACAUCUCAGCCUGAGCCAGAAGAUUGCUUCAUUUGCGGAGAUUUUCAACAUAGCAUCCACCAGUGUCGGACGUUGAAGAGUUGGUCUGUGUCAGAACGGUUUUCGGAAGUCCACAAACGUCGCUUGUGUUUUAAGUGUUUGCAACCUGGACAUUAUGCCAUAGAUUGUACCAGAAGUCCCUGUCAAAAAUGCCAUCGGAACCACCACACACUUUUGCAUUAUGAAAGUCCUCGCUACUUCUCUCGGCCUCACUCACCAUCUUACUCCUCCUCCGUUCCACCAACGCGCAACAGACCCGAUAAUGCCAAUCAGUUUGAAACGAACCAAAGUAGAGAAAACACACAAACUCAGCGCACACCAAAUCGAAGAACUCAGCAAUCCACCAAUUCGUACCCAGUUGUUCAAGCACCCGACCCACAAAAUUACCCACAGUACACCACAGAUAACCUUUCGCACACUUUGGAAUCAGUCAGUAGCCCAUACAGAGUAUGA
Messenger RNA from Uranotaenia lowii, 1569 nucleotides. RefSeq lists its product as uncharacterized. The coding region runs from base 1 to 1569 and encodes 522 amino acids. The record is from RefSeq and is a predicted model, not a curated record. Gene Ontology annotation, molecular function: nucleic acid binding; zinc ion binding. The transcript has a single exon. Lineage: Eukaryota; Metazoa; Arthropoda; Insecta; Diptera; Culicidae.